This is a messenger RNA of Hipposideros armiger (great roundleaf bat), 6825 nucleotides long. RefSeq names its product YLP motif containing 1 (gene YLPM1). The record is from RefSeq and is a predicted model, not a curated record. The transcript has 19 exons. NCBI's taxonomy places the organism in Eukaryota, Metazoa, Chordata, Mammalia, Chiroptera, Hipposideridae. Gene Ontology annotation, biological process: regulation of telomere maintenance. Gene Ontology annotation, cellular component: nucleus. Bases 149 to 6376 code for a protein of 2075 amino acids.
AGCGCCGGCGCACUGGCGCGAUCCGUUUACACGCUCCGGGGCCUGUAGGCGCCGCGAGUUCCGGCUGUCGCCGUCGCCGCCGCAGCUCCUGGAGGUCAGUUGCGACGAGUAACGGCGCCAGGACGAGCCCUGCUCUUUCUUCUCCGAUAUGUACCCGAAUUGGGGCCGAUAUGGCGGGAGCAGCCACUAUCCGCCUCCGCCGGUCCCGCCGCCACCUCCGGUGGCGCUUCCUGAGGCCUCGCCCGGGCCCGGGUAUUCGAGCUCGACGACUCCAGCGGCCCCCUCCUCCUCGGGCUUCAUGAGCUUUCGCGAGCAGCACUUGGCGCAGCUCCAGCAGCUGCAGCAGAUGCACCAGAAGCAAAUGCAGUGCGUGCUCCAGCCCCAUCACCUUCCUCCGCCCCCCCUGCCGCCCCCGCCGGUGAUGCCGGGGGGCGGCUACGGAGACUGGCAGCCACCGCCACCACCGAUGCCCCCGCCACCUGGGCCGGCCCUCAGCUAUCAGAAGCCGCAGCAGUACAAACACCAGAUGCUCCACCACCAACGAGACGGGCCUCCCGGUUUGGUUCCCAUGGAGCUGGACUCCCCCCCUGAAUCCCCCCCAGUACCGCCGGGGUCUUACAUGCCCCCGUCUCAAUCUUACAUGCCCCCCCCUCAACCGCCACCCUCGUACUUCCCCCCGGCCUCGUCGCAGCCCUACUUGCCUCCGGCUCAGCCGUCCCCUUCUCAGUCCCCACCUUCUCAAUCCUACCUGGCGCCCACCCCUUCUUAUUCUUCCUCUUCCUCCUCGCAGUCCUAUUUGAGCCAUUCCCAGUCCUACCUGGCCCCUUCUCAGGCAUCCCCUUCCCGCCCCUCCCAGGGCCAUUCUAAAUCCCAACUACUAGCCCCUCCACCACCGUCCACCCCUUCUGGGAAUAAGACAACUGUCCAGCAAGAGCCUUUGGAGAGUGGAGCCAAGAGCAAGAAUGCUGAACAGCAUCAAGCUGCUCCUGAGCCAGAUCCUUCUAAGAUGACUCCACAGGAACAGCAGCAGUACUGGUAUCGACAGCACUUGCUUAGUUUGCAGCAGAGGACAAAAGUACAUUUGCCAGGACACAAAAAAGGUCCUGUCAUAGCAAAGGAUGCGCCCAAGCCAGUAAAAGAAGUUACAGUAUCUGCCACCAGUCAAGUACCAGAAUCCCCUCCAUCUGAGGAGCCCCCAUUACCACCUCCUAAUGAGGAGGUACCACCCCCUCUCCCACCUGAGGAAUCCCAGUCUGAGGACCCGGAAGAAGAUGCCAGGUUAAAACAGUUGCAGGCUGCCGCAGCCCACUGGCAGCAGCACCAGCAACACCGAGUUGGCUUCCAGUAUCAGGGUAUAAUGCAGAAGCACACUCAGUUACAGCAGAUCCUACAACAGUACCAGCAGAUCAUACAGCAGCCUCCACAUAUGCAGACCAUGUCUGUAGAUAUGCAACUGCGGCAUUAUGAGAUGCAGCAGCAACAGUUUCAACAUCUCUACCAAGAAUGGGAGCGCGAGUUUCAGCUGUGGGAGGAACAGCUCCACUCCUAUCCUCAUAAAGAUCAGCUUCAGGAGUAUGAGAAGCAGUGGAAAACAUGGCAGGGACAUAUGAAAGCCACUCAGACCUAUCUCCAGGAGAAAGUCAAUUCAUUUCAGAACAUGAAAAACCAGUACAUGGGGAACAUGUCAAUGCCACCUCCUUUUGUUCCAUAUUCUCAGAUGCCUCCACCUCUACCAACAAUGCCCCCUCCGGUAUUGCCUCCAUCAUUGCCACCACCCGUGAUGCCCCCUGCCCUGCCUGCUUCAGUACCACCACCUGGCAUGCCCCCACCUGUGAUGCCACCUUCUUUACCAACCUCUGUGCCCCCACCUGUGAUGCCUCCAACUCUGUCUUCAACAGGGCCACCACCAGUUCUUCCCCCACCUUCCCUCUCUUCUGUAGGGCCACCACCAGUUCUUCCCCCACCAUCUCUCUCUUCAGCAGCGCCUCCACCUGUCCUGUCCCUCCCACCUUUGUCUUCAGCCACACCUCCUCCAGGAAUACCUCCCCCUGGGGUUCCACAAGGGUUACCUCAGUUAUCAGCAGCCCCAGUUCCACCAGUCUCCAGCUCUCAGAGUUCACAAGUUCCGGAGAAACCUAGACCAGCACUGCUUCCCACUCCUGUGUCUUUUGGUUCAGCCCCACCCUCAUCUUACCAUCCUCCAUUGCAGUCAGCCCUCGGCCCAUCAGAGCAAGGGAAUUCUAAAGCUCCUCUGAGCAAGUCUGCUCUGCCAUACAGUUCGUUCUCAUCCGAGCAAGGACUUGGGGAGUCUUCAGCUGCUCCCUCUCAGCCAAUCACUGCAGUCAAGGACAUGCCUGUGAGGCCAGGUGGACUGCUACCAGAUCCUCCUAGAAGCAGUUACAUGGAAGGUCAAAAAGGACCAAGAUUUGAUGGUCCUCGAAGAUUUGAGGAUUUAGGUUCAAGGUGUGAAGGACCGAGACCCAAAGGGCCUCGUUUUGAAGGAAAUCGCCCCGAUGGGCCAAGACCCAGAUAUGAAGGUCACCCAGCAGAGGGCACUAAAAGCAAAUGGGGAAUGAUUCCCCGGGGGCCAGCAUCUCAGUUUUAUAUUACCCCCAAUACAUCCCUAAGUCCUCGACAGAGUGGACCACAGUGGAAAGGCCCCAAACCAGCUUUGGGACAGCAACAUCAGCAGCAACCUAAGUCACAAGCAGAACCUCUUUCAGGAAACAAAGAACCAUUAGCAGACACCAAUAGUAACCAGCAGAAGAAUUUUAAAAUGCAAUCAGCUGCAUUAUCCAUUGGUGCAGAUAUAAAGGAAGCCAAGGCGGCUCAGUCAAAUGAGAAUCUAAGCGACUCUCAGCAAGAGCCACCUAAGAGCGAAGUCUCGGAAGGGCCCAUAGAGCCUUCUCAUUGGGACCAGAAUUCUCAAAGUGUGGAGACUCAAAUGGACAAAGCCCAAGCUGUUACUCAGCCUGUAUCCCUUGCAAAUAAACCUGUACCUACUCAGACUACUUUUCCAUCAAAAGUGGGGGGGAUAGAGGGAGGAGCAAUAGUAGCAACAUCAUCAUCAUUAACUGCAGAUAAUGAUUUUAAACCUUUAGGUAUUGGUCUGCUCCAUUCAGGAAACAACCAAGAUAAAGGGCUGCCUCGGCCAGAGAAUAGAGAUAAUAGGUUAGAAGGCAAUCGAGGCAGCAGCUCAUCUUAUAGAGGUCCUGGGCAAAGCAGAAUAGAAGACACACGGGAUAAAGGAUUAGUGAAUAGAAGUCAAGGCCAGGCAAUGAGCCGUGGCCCAGGGUUGGUCAAGCAAGAAGACUUUCGUGAUAAGAUGAUGGGUAGAAGAGAAGACAGUCGAGAAAAGAUGAGCAGAGGAGAAGGUAGUCGGGACCGAGGGUUGGUGAGGUCAGGAAGCAGUCGGGAGAAAGUGCCAGGUGGUCUUCAGGGCAGCCAAGACAGGGGUAGAACUGGCAGCCGAGAAAGGGGACCACCUCGGAGGGCUGGGAGUAGGGAGAGGGUACCACCCCGAAGAGCUGGGAGCAGAGAGAGGGGACCACCUCGAGGGCCUGGCAGUCGGGAAAGGGGACUGGGAAGACCAGAUUUUGGUCGUGACAGAGGUUCAUUUAGACCAGAACCAGGAGAUGGUGGGGAAAAGAUGUAUCCAUAUCACCGAGAAGAGCCUCCUAGGGCUCCAUGGAACCAUGGAGAAGAGAGAGGGCAUGAAAAGUUCCCAUUAGAUGGUAGAAAUGCCCCAAUGGAACGAGAAAGACUUGAUGAUUGGGAUAGAGAGAGAUACUGGAGAGAAUGUGAUCAUGACUAUCAAGACGAUACACUAGAUCCAUAUAACAGAGAGGACAGGUUCUCAGCACCACCAUCUCGAUCUCAUGAUGGAGAUAGACGAGGCCCUUGGUGGGAUGAUUGGGAGAGAGAUCAGGAUAUGGAUGAGGACUACAAUAGGGAAAUGGACAGGGACUUGGACAGGGAUGUGGAGCGGAUUGGAAGACCCAUGGAUAUGUAUGAUAGAAAUUUGGAUAAUGAGUGGGACAGAGAUUAUGGGAGACCACUGGAUGAACAAGAAUCACAGUUCCGUGAACGGGAUAUUCCAUCUCUUCCACCUUUACCACCCCUCCCACCUCUUCCACCUUUGGAUAGAUAUCGGGAUGAUAGAUGGAGAGAAGAAAGAAAUCGAGACCAUGGGUUUGAUCGAGAUUUCCGUGAUAGGGGUGAGUUGAGGAUCCGAGAGUAUCCAGAAAGAGGAGAUACAUGGCGGGAAAAGCGAGAUUAUAUUCCUGACAGAAUGGACUGGGAAAGAGAACGGUUGUCAGACAGAUGGUACCCAUCUGAUGUGGAUAGACAUUCCCCCAUUGCGGAACAUAUGCCCUCCUCACAUCAUUCUUCUGAAAUGAUGGGGUCGGAUGCAAAUUUAGACUCUGACCAAGGCCUUGGAGGGGUAAUGGUUCUCAGUCAAAGGCAGCACGAAAUCAUUUUGAAAGCUGCACAAGAACUGAAAAUGCUUCGGGAACAGAAAGAACAGCUUCAAAAGAUGAAAGACUUUGGAUCUGAGCCACAGAUGCCUGAUCACCUACCACCCCCGGAUUCGAGAUUGCAGAAUACAGCUUCAAGACCUGGAAUGUAUCCGCCUCCAGGGUCCUAUAGACCACCCCCUCCUAUGGGUAAACCACCAGGUUCAAUUAUGAGACUCUCUGCUCCACCAGCAAGAUCAUCUGUUCCUGUAACCAGGCCGCCUAUCCCAAUACCACCCCCACCACCUCCUCCUCCUCCACCCCCACCUCCUCCAGUGAUAAAGUCACAAACUUCAGGUGUGGAACAGGAGCGCUGGGAUGAAGACUCUUUCUAUGGCCUCUGGGAUACAAAUGAUGAACAAGGACUGAAUUCAGAAUUUAAAUCAGAAACUGCAACAAUCCCAUCUGCUCCACUGUUACCACCCCCACCUGUUCACCCUUCCAUUCCCCCUCCUGGCCCAAUGCCUAUGGGUAUGCCUCCAAUGUCCAAACCACCACCAGUGCAGCAGACUGUUGAUUAUGGCCAUGGCCGAGAUAUAGCCACUAAUAAAGUUGAACAGAUACCCUACGGAGAAAGAAUAACUCUGCGCCCAGAUCCACUACCUGACAGAUCAACUUUUGAGACAGAGCAUGCAGGCCAACGGGAUCGUUAUGAUAGAGACAGAGACCGUGAGCCUUAUUUUGAUCGUCAGAGUAAUGUCAUGGCAGAUCAUCGAGAUUUCAAAAGGGAUCGGGAGAUACAUAGAGACCGAGACCGGGAUCGUGGUGUUAUCGACUAUGACCGGGAUCGAUUUGACAGAGAACGCCGACCUCGAGAUGAUAGUUGUUCAACUGCUGGAAUCCUAGGAGAAAGAAGAACUUACCCAGAGGAGCGAAUGCCCCUGCCAGCUCCUUCACUAAGCCACCAGCCACCCCCAGCUCCACGGGUUGAGAAGAAGCCUGAAUCUAAGAAUGUGGACGAUAUUUUGAAACCACCUGGCCGAGAGAGUAGACCUGAGAGAAUUGUUGUUAUAAUGAGAGGAUUGCCUGGCAGUGGAAAGACACAUGUUGCAAAACUUAUUCGAGAUAAAGAGGUAGAAUUUGGAGGACCUGCACCCAGAGUUCUAAGCCUGGAUGAUUAUUUCAUCACUGAAGUGGAAAAAGAAGAAAAAGAUCCAGAUUCUGGGAAGAAAGUGAAAAAGAAGGUAAUGGAAUAUGAAUAUGAAGCUGAGAUGGAGGAGACCUAUCGCACUAGCAUGUUCAAAACUUUCAAAAAGACUCUGGAUGAUGGCUUUUUCCCCUUCAUCAUCCUGGAUGCCAUCAAUGACCAAGUUCGACAUUUUGACCAGUUUUGGAGUGCAGCAAAAACCAAAGGAUUUGAGGUGUAUUUGGCUGAAAUGAGUGCAGAUAACCAGACUUGUGGCAAGAGAAAUAUUCAUGGAAGAAAGCUUAAAGAAAUAAAUAAGAUGGCCGAUCACUGGGAAACUGCACCUCGUCAUAUGAUGCGCCUGGACAUUCGUUCUUUGCUGCAAGAUGCUGCUAUUGAAGAGGGUUACAUUCCGAAAAGCAAAUGGGAGAUGGACACAUCUGAGGCAAAGCUAGACAAGUUGGAUGGCUUGAGAACUGGUACUAAAAGGAAACGUGACUGGGAGGCAAUAGCCAGCAGAAUGGAGGAUUAUCUUCAGCUCCCUGACGAUUAUGAUACUCGUGCUUCUGAGCCUGGGAAGAAGAGGGUGAGAUGGGCAGACCUGGAGGAAAAGAAGGACGCAGAUAGGAAAAGGGCCAUAGGUUUUGUGGUCGGACAGACUGAUUGGGAGAAGAUCACAGAUGAAAGUGGUCAUCUGGCUGAAAAAGCCCUCAAUCGAACCAAAUAUAUAUGAGACUUAGUUUUUGAACGGAGUCAAUUGUUCCCCUAAGGUGGUUCGCUUGGAGGUGGUCUGAAGCCAAGGCCUCAUGGAGCUUCGUUGUGUGUCCUCUUGCUUCCACGUUUCAGUUUUUGUUUUGUUUCUACUGCUUUAGUUUUUUAAAGUUAUCCAGUGUCCCCAAGAGGUAUUAGAACCUUGCUGUACCUAAGCAAGACAUUAAUUUUUUUAAGAACUAUUUUGGGGAGGGAGGGAGUGAUAGCUUAACUGCUGAAGCCGGUGGGGAUCUGCUGGAGGGUUCCAACAGAAAAUAUUUUCUCCACUGUACGAUGUCACGGACUAUCUCUAUCAUCAUUGCUUUGUGGCUGUUCUUGUUUUUUACUGUAUGUAACUGGUAGCUGAUUGUACUAGGAUUAAAAACAAUAAACGUCACGAUAAAGCCGAUGAGAUUCAUGGGCUAUACAGCA